Messenger RNA from Myxocyprinus asiaticus (Chinese sucker), 9478 nucleotides. RefSeq lists its product as uncharacterized. Lineage: Eukaryota; Metazoa; Chordata; Actinopteri; Cypriniformes; Catostomidae. The transcript is spliced from 10 exons. Bases 1381 to 2550 code for a protein of 389 amino acids. The record is from RefSeq and is a predicted model, not a curated record.
GACAUAUAUACAAGGCGGUGUGUGAAAAAAGCUCGGAGGAUCAUCAGAGACUCCAGCCACCCAAGCCAUGGGCUGCUCUCACUGCUACCAUCAAGCAGGCGGUAUCGCAGCAUCAGGACCCGCACCAGCCGAUUUCAUGACAGAUUCUUCCCCCAAGCAAUCAGACUUCUGAACUCUUGAUCUCUCACAAUCAAUAUACAUCAGCACUGCACUUUAUUAAUCUUAUUAUCUCACACUGGACUGUCUUAAAUUAUAUUCUCUCUUAACAACACACUGGUAACUGACUAUCAACCGACAGCCUGAAUGUCAAUACAGUACAAUAGAACCUACUGUAUAUUUUAUAUAUACUAUAUAUACUAUUUUUAUUGUAUAAUGUGUAUUCUAUAUUGUAUGUGUAUUCUAUAUUGUGUGUAUUGUAUACUGUACAAUAUUCUAUAUUGUGUGUAUUGUAUACUUUAUAUUGUAUAUUAUUAUUUGUAUAUUGUGUGUGUGUAAUUAUGUGUAUAUUAGAUAUGUAAAUUGUGAUGUGUAAAUCUGUUUAUUGUAAAUUGGUAUAUGUCUCAUCUAUGUCUCAUCACUGUCAUGGCUGCUAUGUUGCUCGGAACUGCACCCAAGACUUUCACCCACUAUUGCACUUGUGUAUAUGGUUGUGUGACAAUAAAAGUGAAGUGAAGUGAAGUGAACUGUAACUCUGUCUUCCCCCAAAUGAGGAAACAUCCUCUUUGUAAGCCUCCUAGAGCAACACUGACGCUUCACAGGAUGUGUAAAAUCUUGGUCUUUCAGAUAUUUGGAGACUUUUGAACCCAUCUGCUCCUAUUGGCUCAUUGGAAGUGUCAAUCAAUUGCUCGUCCAGUGGGGAGAAUUGAGUGUCCUGCUUCUCUGAGGGGGAUCAGCUCAUCUUCAACUGGACUCUGAAUGGACAAGAACUGGAGGAUGGAAAUAACAUCAUUCAUCUGGAUGAGGAAACUUCUGGAAACGUCACCUGCACUGUGAAGAAUCACAUCAGUCAUGGACAGAACACCACUAGUGUAAACCGAUGUCCUGUUGAGAUUAUUUAUGGCUAAUCUACCUAUAUCAACAAUGGCGUGGUGCCAAUGACAAAUACCACGGUAUCAAGAAUUUAUCACUUCCUGUUUGCUGCCUUUUUGCCAACUUCUUCAGGGUGAGACCUGGAAAUGGUUUUGAAAAUCAAAAAUCCAACCAAAAACAUGGUCUGAUGAUCAUGUGAGGUGAAAAGUGAUCAAGUUUAUCAGAGUGAAGACGCUACAUGAGACUCAGAACACAGACUGACAGAACUCCACACACUCAUUUCACAAUCUGAAGCAGCAUUCACACUCUUCUGCUGGGAUUUGACUCUUCUGGAAACUGGACGUCAGAGAAAUGCUGUUCAUCUUUGGACUGCUGCUGCUGCUGAUACCAACUGAUACAUGUGUGGAGAUGUUCUGCAGGUUUAAUCAGACAGAUCCCUGUUACACAGCUCUGGGACACAAACUCUAUCUGCAGAUGCUGCUGGACACUUAUAAUGUUGAACUGGUGUUUAAAAAGGGGACGGACAGUGCGGCAGAUCCAGUUUUUACAGUAAAGAAAGGCAAGAUAAAGGAACAAAGGGAAUAUGAAUCCUUUAGAAGCAGAUCUGAGUUUAUCUUUAAUAAUGGGACUCUGAUUAUAAACAGUGUGAUCAGAUCAGAUUCAGGGACAUACAGAUUAGAGAUUUAUAACUCUGUUGGAGAACAAACAUACACAAACAAUCUUCAAGUGAAUGUUGAAGCUCCUAUUGGCUCAGUGGAAGUGUCAGUCAGUUGCUCGUCCAGUGGGGAGAAGCGAGUGUCCUGCUCCUCUGAGGGGGAUCAGCUCAUCUUCAACUGGACUCUGAAUGGACAAAAACUGGAGGAUGGAAAUAACACCAUUCAUCUGGAUGAGGAAACUUCUGGAAACAUCACCUGCACUGUGAAGAACCGCGUCAGUCAUGGACAGAACACCACUAGUGUAAACCGAUGUCCUGGAACAACUACUGCAACUGUGACCUCACAUCUGACCUCUACAGUGACCGACAGGUGGUCAGGAAACGGUACGGGUUUCACUGAACACACUACAGGGAAUUUCUCAGAUGGUAGGAAUGUCACUCACACUGGGAACCCUGGAGCAUUUUCUCCAUGGAUCUUAGUUGCUACAAGUCUGAUUGCUCUGUGCACUGUUGCUGUGGUCCUGAUUGUGUUGGUCAUCAUAGCAUGUCACAUUUACAAGAUGAAACAGCUCAAGCUGACAGCAGCAACUGGUAACGAUACAGAACUCCUGUGCACUCACACCUCUCAUAAUAAACACAACAGAGAGGAUGAACACAAGAGAUCAGAUGUGACCCCAAAUGCAGAUGUGAAAUAUGCUGUGGUUGGCCCUCAGACGAAUAGGAAUAAGAGGAAGAUGAAGGAGGAAGAGGUUCAGUAUGGAGAGGUGACGUUCACUCCAGCUGUCUUAAACAAUCAUCAGUAUAAAGAACAGGAAGACUGUGUGUACUCUCAAGUACAGACACGACAGAAAAACAUAAGCCUUUAGAACAGUGCUUGUCAAAUGGUGGGUUAUGACCUAAAAUGAGUCUCAUGUUCUGUUCUGAUCUGAUAGUGUCACAGACAGCAGGAGAAAAAAUGCUAAAUGCAAAAAACUAAAUGCAAUUAACCAUAAAAUCGUGCAUAGUUGGGAUAGCAACAUAAGUAGACUUAUCCACUUUUAAAAGAGAGAAGAAAACACUUUCAAUAUCUUUUGCUGUUGAUGUCAAAGUUCGUGCAUCCAAUCAAACUCGACAGUAUUUUGGCACAAAUUCAUCUGUCAAUUGGUAGAAGCUAGACAGAUGACAACAUGGAAAGGUUGUGUGACAUGAACUCAUCAGAGGUGGGUAGAGUAGCCAAAAACUGUACUCAAGUAAAAGUACAAUUACUUUAAAAAAUAAUUACUCAAGUAGAAGUACUAACAUAAAUAAUUACUUGAGUAAGAGUAAGAAAGUAUCCAAUUAAAAGAGUACUCAAGUAGACAUAUUGGACGUUAACUCCCCUAUAUUCCAUUACAUAAUACACAUUUAACAUGUAUUACAGAAUUAUUAUUAUUGUUAUUAUUAAUGGAAAUUCCGUAAUCAUUCACCAUCAUGUUGUUCCAAACCCGUAUGACUUUCUUUCUUCCAUGCAACACAAUAAGGAGAUUUUGAACAGAAUGUCUCUCCAUAUUUUGAAAGGGAAUGGUGACUGAGACGUCAGUCUCUAACAUUCUGUUUAACAUAUUUUGUGUUACACAUAAUGCAAAGCGUCACACUGGUUUGGAACAACAUGAGGGUAGGGAAAUGAUGACAGAAUAUUAAAUUAUGGCUGAGCUAUCACUUUAAAGGGGUAGUUUACCCAAAAAUUAUCUCAUCAUUUACUCACCCUCAUGCCAUCCCAGAUGUGUAUGACUUCCUUUCUUCUGCAGAACACAAAUGAAGAUUUUUAGAAGAAUAUUUUAGCUCUGUAGGUCAAAAUAUUGAUGCUCCAAAAACACAUAAAGGAAGCAUAAAAGUAAUCCAUAAGACUCCAGUAGUUAAAUAUGAUAUGAUAUGUGUGGGUGAGUCAUUUUUUGCUAGACAGCAGGGGCAAUAUGCAGAGAAUGUGAAUCAACAAAAACACAAGAAGAAGAAUGUGAAGGUGAUCUGUUUCUCUGUUUCUCAUCCACACCUAUCACAUCGCUUCUGAGGAUAUUGAUUUAACCACUGGAGUCGUAUGCAUUACUUUAAUGCUGACUUAUGUGAUUCUGUUUAGCUUUAAAAUGUUGGCACCCAUUCACUUGCAUUGUAUGGACCUACAGAGCUGAGAAAUUCUUCUAAAAAUCUUCAUUUGAGUUCAGCAGAUGAAAGAAAGUCAUACACAUCUGGGGUGGCAUGAGGGUGAGUAAAAAAUAAUUUUGGGGUGAACUACCCCUUUAACCCUCUGGGGCCUGAGGGUGUUUUGGGCCCUGGAGAAGUUUUGACAUGCUUUGACAUUUGUGCUUUUUUUAGUUGCUUAAAAACAUAUUAACGGCUAAACACUGUAUUCAGCACAAACUGGGCUACAAUAAUAUGUGAGCAACAUGUAUGUACAUGUUUGUAUUUUUGAGAAAAUAACGUUUAUGCAUGGUUUUUGAAAAAACAAAAAUGUUAAGUCACUGAAAUAAGGCCAUAUAUCACAUACUAAACAUUUAUUCACAAGACUUUUGAGGACUGGACCUUGUAGCCUAGAGUUUUUGCUACAAAAUGAUGUGAAAACCAUCCUGAUCACUCAUUCAUACAAAACAAUAUAGUCAUUUAACUUUUGUAAGACACUUUUAGUGUUAGAAAGGCCAUAUGCGAGGAGGCGUGGAUGAUCAUGAAUAUUAAUGUGAUUCACACCUGAGGAGACAAAGACCCCUCCUCUGAGAGAGAAUGAAUGUUUGUAGCUUAUUCACAAAAUCGAGUUUAAGUUCAAAGAAUUAAUCUGAAUAUACAUUUUCUUUAUGUAAAGACUUUACUUUAGACCUACACUACCAUUGAAAAGUUUUAGAUCGGUAAGAUUUUUAAAUGUUUUUAAAAGAAGCCUCUUCUGCUCACCAAAGCUGCAUUUAUUUAAUCCAAAAUACAGCAAAAACAGUUAAAUUGUGAAAUAUUUUUACAAUUUAAAAUAACUGUUUUCUAUUUGAAUAUAUAGUAAAAUGCAAUUUAUUCCUGUGAUGUAAAGCUGAAUUUUCAGCAUCAUUACUGCAGUCUUCAGUGUCACAUGAUCCUUCAGAAAUCAUUCUAAUAUGCUGAUUUUCUAAUAUGGGCACAUUUACAGCACAUUUUACACAUUUACACCUGAUCAUCGUUGAUGAUAAUGAGGCAGCAUAAACACUAGUUAAAAUCUAAUCUAAACAUUCAUAUUAUUUUUAUAUCAUAUUACAUAUCAUAUUUAUAUCAUACAGCAUACAAUUUAAAUACCUGCUUUAGCCGAAACAACAUUUAAAUGUAACUAAAACUUGCCGAUUAGGACAUAUUUCAAAUUUCAAUACACUGAAUCCUGGCUGGCAAGUCUGGAAAUAGUCCAACUAGUAAAAUAUGUCCAUGUUUAUAUAAAAUAGCAUGUCAACUAAUGUAAGUAAAGGCUUACUCAUCCGAAAUUGUAUCCUCGGCUGGAUCAAGUCGCUCUUCAAACGUUCCUCGUCGGAUUCCCGCUCCUCUUCUGAGGAAAAUGUGAACUCUUCCUCACUAUCCAGGACCAUCUGAAGAGCUUCCUCACCUGUGUAGCGUGCCAUCUUCCAAACGCGCAGGAAUGUUAAUGAAUCAGAUGAUGAAUUUAUGUUUUUUAAGGCAUUGUUGGGGGCGUUUACUAUUUGCAUUGAUCGUCUCAGCACAUUACUGUAUGAAUAGCGCCCUCUGCUGGUGGGUGGGAUCACAUUAGAGAUUAUGAGCUGAGCCAGGAGAAACUGUACAUCGCUUUGUUUCAUACAGAUUACAUUGCAGGAGAGUAUUUGUUUUAAAUUUGAAUUGUUUGAUUUAAAAGUAGACAUUUUAAGCUUUCUUUAGACAUAUGUUUCAUGUUUGUGUGAUAAGUAUUCAUGGAGUUUCAGUUCAUUUUCGUGAUGUGUUUCAGAAAGAUGCUUGUGGAAACAGAGACGGCUGUUACAAAAGCUCAAGGUUUUGUUGUUAUUGUGAGUGAACACAAAUAAAAGUAGACCCUUUAUAGUUUCUAAUGAUGUCUUACACUUAUCUGUAUGCCCAAAAAUGACAGAGUAUUUUAAGUUGUUUCCGCUGUUAUGCGGAAAAAAUCCAGCAGGAUGCGCCGGUGCGUCCGUCGACCCCAGAGGGUUGGCUCUUGUCAGAUCUGGAUGAAUUUGUCAAUAAGAGAGGUUUGGAAACAUUUCUAGUAAUUAUUACAGUGAAAACAUGAAAAUGUCUCACAAAGACAUUAUAUAUAAUGCUGAAAUAUAAACCAAAGCAAGACCAUGCUUUAUUAAUGCCUGCUUUCGCUUUUUCAUAGCUUUUAAAGUCCUGUGUGGAUUCUUAUUUCAGUGUAGUUACAGUUUUCAAUGUCGAAAGAAUUUAGAUCAUUAGUUCUGUACAGCAGUACCGCCGCUCCCUAAAUGCAGAGUACGCAGCCUGUGUAGGGCACCAACCCCAGUCGUGGAACACUCGCUGUGUCUGAAACCGCCCCCAUCCACUAUAUAGUGCACUAUUUUGGGUGUCUGCCAUUUUGUAGGAGUGUCUGAAUUCUGAUUGAGCCACUUGUUCCUUACUUUUGUUCACUCAUUAUUACCCACAAUGCACUCUAAUUUCGAGUGUGCAUUUGAUGUACACUCGACGACGGUUAACUGCCCACAAUCCACCACGGGGAAGACAUAUGAGCUGGGAGUUUACUGCUUCCUUCAAUCCUGCAGUGUUUUAUUUCAUGCUGAAUGUUGUAAAUUACUUUUUGACAAAUCAUUACUUGAUUCAAAUAACAUAAUAACAUAUAGAGAGGCAAAACAUACAGAUACAUUUUAAAAUGUACUCUUUGUUUGAUCAAAUGUGUUUACUCUUUACACACAGUAUAUAUAAAAAAUGACAAACAGAAUGAAGAUUGAUUGUAUUAAUAUAUUAUUUAAUAAGAAUAACAAGUAAGGCCCAAGUAUUUUAAAAGUUAAUAUGUGAUGUUGUUUCUGUGAUAGCCCCAGAGCUCCGACACUCGGUGUAUACGUCAGCAUCCGAAUUCACUCAUUUCGUUCACUUACUGCUGAGAUAUAGUGCACUAACUGCCAUUCAAUAUAUAGGAAAUAGUGAACGAGUGAACGAUUUCUGAUACAGCCACUCUCUUCGCCAUACGAUUGCCUCGCGCCUGCACAUCUCUCACGCGCGCGCCACGCGCACUUCGCUGUGCAUGUGCAGAAAUGCUGUCUGUUCACACCAGUUGUCAAUCACGUGAACAGCAGAGCUAAGGCAUUUAUUUACACUUAACUUGGAUGUUUACAUGGAUUUAUAUAGUUAAUCCACCUGAAGUAGCUGCGAUAGUUUCCAGUACCCCCACGAGGGCACGUGGUAAAUGCGAAAUACUGCUCGUGACAUGCGGGACGUGGGAUAAAGCGCUUAAAACUUAAAAACACAAAUACACUUAAAAACUGAUGUCAUAAGAGCCCAGUUACAGAAUCACCCUGAAAAUGACCAUCACAUUCACACAGAAAAGCCCGUGUUAUCAUUAGAGCCAAAACUUACCUCAGCGUACUGCCUUAAAUUGAAGCUGUGAUUUUAAUCUUGAAAUGUCCGCUUGUCUUGGUGUUAAAUGAAAGCAUUGCAUGAUGAAACUUUUAUUUUUUUCACCGUGUGGAGCGAAGAAAGUGUUUCACUUUGAAGAGUUUGAUGCUGCUGCAGUGAUCGAGUGACAGUCUAUGACACCGGCUCAGCGUGUGCCUCUGUGUGAACUUCCGCUCUCAGUAAAUUACGCAUUAAUUAAAAUUUAACCCAGUAAUGUAACGACAGGAAUGCUGCCCACUGUAAAGUAAAAAAAUGUCAUUAGAAAUGUACUUGAGUGAGAGUAAGAAGUACCCACUUUUAAACCUACUCUAAAAGUAUUUUUCCCCCAAAAAAGUUACUCAAGUAAAUGUAAUGGAGUAAAUGUAGGGCGCUACUACCCACCUCUGGAAUUUAUCCUCAAAAACCAUUAACAAAACUACACAAGCUCAAAGAAAAUAUAACUAAGACUACAUUAAAACACAGAUUCACUUGCCGCUAGAGUAAACAUGGUUUGUGUCGACAACAAUGUGUUUUGUAAAGUGAAUUAUUGACUGUCGAGAGCAUUAAACCAACAAAUUUCAAGAGGCAUUUUAGACUUUCCUAUUCAGCCUAUAUCAUGUUAGAAAUUUUGCAUAGUUGUUGCAUAGUUUUCAUUGUAAUGUAAAUUCCAAUGUUUUAUUUUAGAACAUGUUUGUUUACCUUGUACUGAUAAAUGAGUAUGGUUCGUACUGGGUCACCAAUUGACAUCCGAUGUCAAAUAUGGAUCCUGUAUCGAACCCAGUUGAGAAGCACUGAAAUAAAACACAUGAUAAAUAAGUGUAUUCUAGUGUCAUGAAAGCACAAAGAAUAUUAAGCAACUUUCAAUGUUCAUUUAAUUUAAUUCUGAGCAUUGUACAGUUUAUACAAAUCAUAUUUAUGUAGUAUCUGAGCAGACUUCAUUUUGCAUAUUUGUUCAGUUCAGUUUUAUUUUAUAAAGUGUCAUUUAAGGUUAGUGUUAAAUUGUGGCUAUAUAUUCAGACCGAAUGCUUGUGCAGUCUUGAGUGUGCUCGCCAAACGGGGGAAAUCAAAUGUUUCUUAUUUUCCAUCAGACCACUUCUGCUUCUGUGUUUUAAAAUGAACAGUUUUUAAACAUCUGUGUUGAACAGUGUGGCGAAGUUUUACUUGAAUAAGUUUGCACUUACAUAGUUUAAGAAUGAGAUAUUUUGUGACAUUAGAACUGCAAUCAACAAAAAAAUACAUGUAAAAAUCACGUGAGACAAAAGUAUUGUUUGUAUAUCUCGACUGGUAGAGCUUUAAAUUGUCAAAUGCAUAAAAGUAAACACACACAUGACCUAACCUGUCAUUUACUUUCCUGUUUUUAGCAAAAUGCUCUUACUGAAGUGUACAAAUUAUGAUAGUAGCAUUUACAUGGACAGGCAGUUCAAGAAACCACAAACAACUGCAAUUACUUUGUACUUAUAACAUUUAAUAGUGAAUCUUGCGGUGUGAUUGGUGCUUCGUUUGAAUCAGUUUAGACUGUAGCAGUUACUGUGACUUUGUUGUACCACUGAGGAGCAGAAAUAAAGAUGUUUCUGGAGUCUGAACCCUUCGUGAGGAGAUAAUGUGGGUUUAGUUGAGCAGUCGUGGCUGAUCCUGAUCCUGGCAGAUCCUGUCUUGGAUCUCUUAGUAUUUACGUGCACACAGAUGGCAUGCAUUGCUUUUUUUAUUGUAAUAUACAUGUGUUAUAUAAUAUAUUAAUAUAGAACAUUAAUAUCGUAUUCAGUGUUCAGUUAUGUAUGGUCUGUCCAUUCUAGAAUUUAGAAGGUAGAUAAACAGUCUGAAACCACAGAACAUCACAUUUUUACUAAGUGAUGAGUUUUGAAAUCUUCGCCUGAGCUUUUACAGAGCCUGAGGGUCUAGUGUGAAUUUCUUAAAAGUGGUUUCCUAAUAAUAUAAUGUGAUUUCCUGGAUCUGAUAAACUUCUCCCAUCUCAAAACUAGAAGUGUCUGUGUGAAACAUGUCAAGAACAUGUGCAGGUGAUAUUUCACCCCAAAAUCAAAAGAAAAAAUAAUUGUAUUUAGCCUGUUUUGAAGAUUUAUGCAUUCCAACCAUUUAAGCUCGGAUGGGCCCGCCGGUGGGGAAAAAAUAUAAUUGUCAAAAUAUGUAUAACUUUUGACCAAAACAAAAUAUGUAUUGUUUCAAAGUUUAGAAGCUCUACUGUACAAUGCAUUUAGACAUUACGACCAAAACUGAACAAGUGCUUUGAAAUUUGAAACUGCAAUUUUUUUU